AUGGAGAAUAUCUUGAGGAAUGAGAUUAAAAAGGCCGAAUGUUGUUCGUCGUCGAUCAAGGACAUUCUUGCAAGAUGUGAAGAUGCAGUUGGCUUUAUUGAACUAUACCUUAAGAGGAAUCCAGGCAAAAAACACUCAGAGUUUUUAGAUUUCUAUGAUGAUCUAGAUGUACCGUCGCAAGUGCUGCUCUAUGAGAAGAAGAAAAAGAUGGUUAGAAGUGAUAAAUUUGAGGAGGAGUGUCUAAUGAGAUAUUGCAUUGAACAGCGAUCUGAGAUAUCUUAUGAAAUCAUAAAGAGUAUGAGAAAUAGUAAGCUUCUGUUCAAGGUAUUAUCGGAGAGCUUUCUGCUUGUUAACGUUGACGAGGAGGAUGAUCUUUUUUUCACAAAAUGUAUUGUGGCGGCAUUGAGAAUACAUAAUAUAGAUUUCAGUGAGAUGAAUGUCCUAAUGACUGGAAUUGGACGUCACUUCAGUGAUGGACGUAGGAAGUACUACGAGCAUGGAGCUAUUGUUGCAAGCGUUUUGUUGAACACCUGCGAGUUUGAUAUAGGAUCUAUGGAUGAAACACAGCAAAUGAUCGAUGACAUACCGAGCCAUUUGUUGAAGAAAAAUGGAGAUCGGGACUUUGAGGAUCCAGGAAAUGUUUUUAAAUGCUAUAAAAAAGUAGAAAACAGCUUUGAGAUGCUUGGAAGCGGUUGGAGACCGAAGUUUCUUCAAGAGGCGAUUAAUGCAAUUGAGGAGGAAAGGGACGCUGAGAAGGUUGAAGCAAGCUUUAGGUGGUUUCCUGACCUGGUUAGAAGUGCAACUGAAAGAACGCUCAAAUAUAAAAGUAAAAAAGCGCUUGAAGUUCUAAUGAACUACGACGGAUACGAGGAACACAAAGUUGAUGCCAUUUCCUCUCUUAUCCAAAGGUCUCAUAAGUUUCUUAUUGAUGAUACUAUAGACGACUUCUUUAAUGGAAAGCUUUGCCUGAGGCAUAAGAUUAUUUUAGUCUUUUCCUUCAAGAAGAUUAUUAAGGAGGGACCUUUAGAUCAGGCUAUUUCCCUCUACAGAUGCAUCGAGUUUAUGGCUAGAAGGAUUCAUCACGAGAUUCCAAGGGCGAUGGGUAGAGCCCUUGAAUGCCUUUUAGUAGAAGGCAUGGAAAGGGCUGGGGAAAGAACAGACAGAGCUGUAGAUGUUCUUACAGAUAACUGA
This is a messenger RNA of Encephalitozoon romaleae SJ-2008, 1191 nucleotides long. RefSeq lists its product as hypothetical. The transcript has a single exon. Lineage: Eukaryota; Fungi; Microsporidia; Unikaryonidae. The record is from RefSeq and is a predicted model, not a curated record. The coding region runs from base 1 to 1191 and encodes 396 amino acids.